Messenger RNA from Loxodonta africana (African savanna elephant), 838 nucleotides. It is a transcript of the gene KLK11, whose product is annotated as kallikrein related peptidase 11. Bases 28 to 780 code for a protein of 250 amino acids. Gene Ontology annotation, cellular component: secretory granule. Gene Ontology annotation, molecular function: serine-type endopeptidase activity. Lineage: Eukaryota; Metazoa; Chordata; Mammalia; Proboscidea; Elephantidae. Gene Ontology annotation, biological process: proteolysis. The transcript has 5 exons. The record is from RefSeq and is a predicted model, not a curated record.
GGGGCCUGCCCUUCUCUGCUCCGGGCCAUGACGAUUCUGCGAUUAAUCAUGUUUGCUCUGAUGACAGGGCAUGUAGGGGGAGAGACCAGGAUCAUCAAGGGGUACGAAUGCACUCCUCAUUCCCAGCCCUGGCAGGUGGCACUGUUCCAGAAGACCCGGCUGCUCUGUGGGGCAACCCUCAUCGCUCCCAAAUGGCUCCUGACAGCAGCCCACUGCCGCAAGCCCCGUUACGUGGUACACCUGGGGGAGCACAACCUCCAGCGACAGGAUGGCUGUGAGCAGACUCGAACAGCCACUGAGUCCUUCCCCCACCCAGAGUUCAACAACAGCUUCCCCAACAAAGACCACCGCAAUGACAUCAUGUUGGUGAAAAUGGCGGCACCAGCUUUCAUCACCCGGGCUGUGCGGCCCCUCACCCUGUCAUCACACUGUGUCACCGCCGGCACUCACUGCCUCAUUUCUGGCUGGGGCACCACAUCCAGCCCCCAGUUGCACCUGCCCCACACCUUGCGAUGUGCCAACAUCACCAUCAUUGAGCACAAGGAGUGUGAGGACGCCUAUCCUGGCAACAUCACGGACACCAUGGUGUGUGCCAGUGUUCGGAAAGAGGGCAAGGAUUCCUGCCAGGGUGACUCUGGGGGACCUCUGGUCUGUAAUGGUUCUCUGCAAGGCAUUAUUUCCUGGGGCCAGGAUCCAUGUGCUGUCACUAAAAAGCCUGGUGUCUACACAAAGGUCUGCAAAUAUGUGGACUGGAUCCAGAAGACCAUGGAAAGCAAUUAGCCGGGAUCAGCUUGCCACAGUCCAACCUUAAUCCUUACUGGGCGACCUGGUUCCUGUU